Messenger RNA from Catharus ustulatus (Swainson's thrush), 2220 nucleotides. RefSeq names its product G protein subunit alpha i3 (gene GNAI3). Gene Ontology annotation, cellular component: heterotrimeric G-protein complex. Bases 53 to 1117 code for a protein of 354 amino acids. Lineage: Eukaryota; Metazoa; Chordata; Aves; Passeriformes; Turdidae. The record is from RefSeq and is a predicted model, not a curated record. Gene Ontology annotation, molecular function: GTP binding; G-protein beta/gamma-subunit complex binding; G protein-coupled receptor binding. Gene Ontology annotation, biological process: adenylate cyclase-modulating G protein-coupled receptor signaling pathway. The transcript has 8 exons.
UCCCGGUUCCAGCCCCCCCGCCCCCGGCCGCCCGGCCGCCCCCGCCGCCGCCAUGGGGUGCACGCUGAGCGCCGAGGAUAAGGCGGCGGUGGAGAGGAGUAAAAUGAUCGACCGCAACCUGCGGGAAGACGGCGAGAAGGCGGCCAAGGAGGUGAAGCUGCUGCUGCUCGGUGCUGGAGAGUCUGGGAAAAGCACCAUUGUGAAACAGAUGAAGAUUAUCCAUGAGGAUGGCUACUCAGAGGAGGAAUGCAAACAGUAUAAAGUGGUUGUGUACAGCAACACCAUCCAAUCCAUCAUUGCCAUCAUCAGAGCCAUGGGGAGGCUAAAGAUAGACUUUGGGGAAGUUGCCAGAGCAGACGAUGCCCGGCAGCUGUUCGUGCUGGCUGGCAGUGCCGAGGAGGGAAUGAUGACAGCUGAGCUGGCUGGAGUCAUCAAACGCCUCUGGAGAGACCCUGGAGUGCAGGCCUGCUUCAGCAGAUCCAGGGAGUACCAGCUGAACGAUUCUGCAUCCUAUUACCUAAAUGACUUGGAUAGAAUAUCCCAGCCGACCUACAUUCCAACUCAGCAGGAUGUGCUGCGGACCAGAGUGAAAACUACAGGAAUUGUGGAGACUCACUUCACCUUCAAGGACCUGUAUUUCAAGAUGUUCGACGUGGGAGGGCAGCGCUCGGAGCGGAAGAAGUGGAUCCACUGCUUCGAGGGGGUGACUGCCAUCAUCUUCUGUGUGGCCCUGAGUGACUAUGACCUGGUGUUGGCUGAGGACGAGGAGAUGAACCGGAUGCAUGAGAGCAUGAAACUCUUUGACAGCAUCUGUAACAACAAGUGGUUCACAGACACCUCCAUCAUCCUCUUCCUGAACAAGAAAGACCUGUUUGAGGAGAAGAUUAAGAAGAGCCCACUGACAAUCUGCUACCCAGAGUACACAGGCUCCAACACGUACGAGGAGGCAGCCGCCUACAUCCAGUGCCAGUUCGAGGAUCUGAACCGGAGGAAGGACACCAAGGAGAUCUACACCCACUUCACCUGCGCCACCGACACCAAGAACGUCCAGUUCGUCUUCGACGCCGUCACCGACGUCAUCAUCAAAAACAACCUCAAGGAGUGUGGGCUCUACUGAGAGGUAACUGCAGCUCGGGGUGUCCUGCUGGGAACAGCUCUCUCUGCUCCCUUCUACAUUCCUGGUUUCCUCCCCAGUGUUUCUGCCUGGUGAGCCCCAGCCUUUUGCUGCCUCGUGGGGACAGCGACGAGCGUGACCCAGGAGCAGAGAACAUGUGGAAUCCUGGAAUUCUUUAGCACAAUCUUCUGUCUUAGGGACCUUUUAUUGCUGUGGGAUGUGGAAUUAGGGCACGGUGAAGCCACGUAGUGGGAGUAGAUCCUCCUGGCAUCGUUGGACGGCGUGGUCUCCGGGAUGUGCGGUGGAUUCCAGCUGGAUUCCAGACCUUGGAUAUGUAGCUUUCUCUCUUCCUUUGGUUAUCAAGCCACCACUAGUCUGUUUUUAAGGUUAUUUUUUUUUUCCAUCGAGAAAACUAUAACUUUACUAAACUUUAUUUCUUUAUUUGCAAACCUUGUUUUAAAAAUAAUAAUAAUUAAAAAGCAACAAAAAAAAAAUCACUUAACUAUGCACAUGUGAGCAGAUCCUGCAGAAAAUAUUCCUCUUAGCAGGAAUUCCUUGUUUUUAACACUUGCUAUGGCCAGGAUUUAAUAUUUCUGCAGCUACUAAGGGAUCCUUAGACCUUCAGCUUUUUUUCCAUGUGUGAUUUGUUACCAUCCUGCUCCCCCCAGGCUUUGGGAAAGGCUCCUGCAGCAGAAGGAGGGUUUAGGUUCUGUUGGGGGUUUGAGCCCAGUUUUAUGCCAGUAUGGGAAGGGAUUUGUGCUCAGCAUAACCUUGGCUCAGUGGGGAGAGGAGCUGAGCCCUCGCUGGGGGGGAAUUUGCUGCUUCCCAGGUCCCAAACCACUGAUUCCUGUGCAUUUUUUGGGAUAAAAACGGUGAAUUAUUCUGUGCUGCCUUUCCCAUGGCCCUCCCUGCCCAGCCCUGUCCUGAGCAUGCCUUUACUUUGUCUGUGUGGUGCCAAAUCCCUGUUUCCCUCUAGUGCCAUCCCUAACCAGUCCUACAUUCCUUUGCUGAUCCAUGAUUGCAUCCAGACUCCUCCCAGUUUGUCAUGUGUACAGUUGGAUCUGUUAGACUUGUUGGCAGUAUUAAAAUGGUGAGUAAAGAUUGUA